AUGGAGAGGUCACCGACUCCACCACAAGAAGAACAAAAACCGAAGGUUUCAGAGCCGCCGCCGAAGAAAGCCAUUUUCUAUAUUCACCACCCAAGCCAUUUCCUUCAACAACUUCUCAGGUCUCUGUUGAAGUGUCUAGGGUUACAUGAGAUCUCAGUCCAUAACAACGACGAUCCAAGGAGCCUCAAUGCUCUCUCAUGCGGUGCAGAUUACUCCGGUGGAUGCAACAAUCAUGCAGCAGCAAGUAAACAAGACGACGUCGUUCCUUCUUCCCCUCCACAACCAGCUCCAGAUCCAAGUGCUACAACAACAGACCAGCUACUAGCAAGGCGUCAUUCUGGAAGGCCAGGGCCAACUCCAGGACCAGGUCCUCAAACUAAUUAGCUGGAUUUCACUAAACCAACAAACGUUAGAGAUACUGAUUACUAGAUCUGCGUUUUAGAGAUACUUUAAAUUGUCUACAAAGAGCUACGUUCUCCCUUACCAUUCUUACACAGUCAGCAGGCCUCUCCCCUACAACCUCCUCUCCUUUUAGAUCUCUUGCCACCUUCAAGCCCUCAGCCACCCCCCAACAUUCAGCUUCAAAGGCCGUACACCAAUCCAAUGCAUCUCUACAAAUUCCAUUCUUAGUAAAAUGAAUCCUAUGAACAAGAAAGAGAACAAAAAGAGAAAAAACAACACAGAUGACACAGAAAAACUUGCAGGAGAUGAAGUUUCAAGACAUUAUAAUAUUGAACUCGUCGAAGAGAUGACAAUAUUGAACAAUUAAUUAAUCUUAAUCUUAAUUAACCUUAUUAUAGUAUAAUAUCUCAGUUUCUGAAGUGGUUAUCAUUAAUUUAAAUAUAUUAUAAACAGAAGAGUCGGUAAUAAGAAGACAAAAUGAGAACGUCCAUGAGUUAAAUGCUCGUCACAUCUGACAUGUUCAUUGAAGUAGAUAACCUUGCUUUUCAUGUAUCUUAUCUAUUUAUUUGUUUCUGUGUAAGCUACAUUUGUUCAUGUCUAUCUAUUUUGCUCCUUUACUUCUA
Messenger RNA from Neltuma alba, 1025 nucleotides. RefSeq lists its product as uncharacterized. Lineage: Eukaryota; Viridiplantae; Streptophyta; Magnoliopsida; Fabales; Fabaceae. The transcript has 2 exons. Bases 1 to 384 code for a protein of 127 amino acids. The record is from RefSeq and is a predicted model, not a curated record.